This is a messenger RNA of Acanthoscelides obtectus, 1038 nucleotides long. The record is from the annotation of a GenBank genome assembly. Lineage: Eukaryota; Metazoa; Arthropoda; Insecta; Coleoptera; Chrysomelidae.
AAACCAGUUAUGAAUUCCUGCCAUGGUUAUCACAAUAAUUCAUUUUUCAUAAAAUCAUGAUUAAUAGCAUUCAUAUUGGUGAAACAAGCAUAGUGAGUUUCAUAAUAGGUUUUCAUAAAUUGGGCAUUGAAAAGAUAAUUUCAUCUGCGGUUGCACAAUAUCCCCACUAUAUUACCAUGUUCAUCUCGAAGAUAAGCCAUAAUAAUUAUUUGUCUGGUUAUUACACAUUUCAUAUUUCCAAAGUAAUCUGAUUCAAUUAGGUUAGUCUAAUUUCAAACAGUUGAUGUUUAAUAGUAGAUAGUGAUUCUAAGAGAAUAAAUCGUUUUGGAUAAGAUGGCCACUGUGGAGAGAGCAUUGAAUGUUUUGUCCUCUUUCUAUACAUUGUUGUUUGUGUUUUGCAUAUUUGUAAGCUUAGCACAACAUGUAUAUGCUGAUGAUUCUUCUAGUUCACUGGUAAAAGACAGUAUGACUGGAAAAUUCCUGUAUUUUGCUUAUGGUAGCAAUCUCUUGGCCCAAAGGAUUCAUAUAAACAAUCCAAGCGCGGUAAGAGCAGGGAUAGCUAAAUUGAAUGAUUACAGGCUAGACUUUGUAGGACAAAGUAGUAGAUGGAAAGGUGCUCCAGCAACUAUUGUUCCACAUACUGGGAAACACGUAUGGGGUGCAUUAUGGGAGCUUGAUAAUGCGGAUAAGGAAAGUUUAGAUAGACAAGAGGGAGUGGACGCUAAUAUAUAUUUCCCUCUAGAAGUAGAGGUCGAAAGUAGUGAUGGAAAAGUGAUGAGGGCUCGAACAUAUCGAGAAACCGCGGAAAUAAAAGAAUAUGUAGAUCUGUCAAAAUUACCAGCCGAAAGACAGCCAUCUACCAUCUAUUUGAAGACGAUUUUGACAGGAGCAAAGGAAUCUGGAUUGCCUAGUGAAUAUCAAGAAAUUUUGAAGACGAUCUGUGAUAACGGAUAUCAGGGAGAUGUCGAUAUAGGAAAGUUAAACCUUAUUAGUUAGUAAUGUGAGAUUCAUAUAGUAAUAAAACACGCCAUGAAAAUA